AAUUACUAUUGCCACCCUAGUUAUAUUUACCCUUACCGAGUAUUUUUUCGAACAAGUUUUUUCUCCAAACCACUUUAACUCCUUGAGAAAAAAUAAACCGUUCUAAAACCCUAAUGCGUUAAGUGUUAACCCUCUCCCCUCCAUUACCCCUUAAUUGAACGAACUGCAAACCCCUCUGGUUCAAUCUAUGAUCUAUGGCGCAUGCGAUGAAUAGCAAUAGAGGACAAGACACCACCCUCACAUUCACGAAACAACCUUAUGUCGAAGAUAAAGGCCCCCGAAGGAUCAAGAGCAUUAAGUUCUCAAUGUUUUCUGACGCUGAUGUUCUCAAAAUGGGGGAAGUUCAGGUUUCUUGCUCCCGAUGUUAUGUGAGUCAAGAGGACAAAAGCCCUGUCCCCAAUGGCUUGUUGGAUGCACACAUGGGUCCUCCAAACAAAUCAGGCACAUGUGACACAUGCCAUGGAAAAUUUGAAAAUUGCCCUGGUCACUUUGGAUACCUGACACUUGUGUUACCAGUUUAUAAUGUUGGAUAUAUUUCUCAUAUUGUGGACAUUUUGAAGUGCAUAUGCAAGUCAUGUUCACGCAUAUUGUUGUUGGAGGAAGAACGUGUAGGCUAUUUAAAGAAGAUGAGAAAUCCAAAACUGGAUCAUUUAAGAAAGAAUGAAACUUUUAAAAAGGUAGUGAAAAGGUGCACAGCUAUGGCAAGUAGUAAGAAAGCAGUGAUAUGCUCCAGAUGUGGCUACAUAAAUGGUAUAGUGAAAAAGGCUGUUGGAACAGUUGGAGUUGUACAUGAUCGUAGCAAAGUUCAAGAUUCUACCUCAAAGGAAUUAACUGUUGCUACCUCUCACCUCAAGGAGUCAAAGACACCUGUCAAUUUGUCACUUUGUUUAAACCCUGACAAAGUUCUUAAACUUUUUAAGAAGAUGGUGGAUGAGGAUUGUGAUUUGCUUUAUCUUGCUGAUAGACCUGAGAAACUCAUUAUAUCAGUAAUUCCUGUUCCUCCAUUACCUAUUCGCCCUUCUGUCAAAGUUGAUGGUGGAGCAACAAGCAAUGAGAAUGAUGUAACCUUGAGAUUGGCUGAAAUUAUAAAAGCCAAUGCUCUUCUUAAUCAAAAUUUAUCAGACCCAAGUGCUGCUAACAAAACCAUGGAAAAUUGGGAGUAUUUACAAAUUACUGUUGCACUAUAUAUAAACAGUGAUGUUCGUGUGCCUCCUUCACCUAAUCUUCAAAACACUAAACCAAUGUCUGGUCUUGUUCAACGUAUGAAAGGGAAACAAGGGAGAUUUAGAGGGAAUUUAUCAGGGAAACGUGUUGAAUAUACUGGAAGAACAGUUAUUUCUCCAGAUCCUAACUUAAAGAUUACAGAGGUUGGAAUUCCUAUCUUAAUGGCUAAGAUUUUAACUUUCCCUGAGAGAGUUUCAAAUCACAAUAUAGAGAGAUUAAGACAUGCUGUACGUAAUGGAACUAUUAAAUACCCUGGUGCUAAGCAUAUAAGAAAGACAGAUGGUAGCAUGCUAUCAUUGAGUAUCAAUGCAAGAAAGCGUUUGGCUGAUGAAUUGAAAAUUGGUGAUGUAGUUGACAGACAUUUGAUACAUGGAGAUGUUGUUCUGUUUAAUAGGCAACCGAGUUUGCAUCGUAUGUCAAUCAUGAGUCACAGGGCGAGGAUUAUGCCAUGGAGGACAUUGAGAUUCAAUGAAUCUGUUUGCAAUCCUUACAAUGCUGAUUUUGAUGGUGAUGAGAUGAAUAUGCAUGUUCCACAAACAGAAGAGGCUCGAACAGAAGCUCUUAUGCUAAUGGGGGUUCAGAACAAUUUAUGUACACCAAAGAAUGGGGAGAUUUUGGUUGCAUCAACUCAAGAUUUUUUGACAUCUUCUUUCCUUAUAACAAGAAAAGACACUUUCUAUGAUCGAGCUUCAUUUGCACUUAUGUGUUGCUAUAUGGGUGAUGCAAUGGAUCCUCUUGAUUUGCCAACUCCUGUUAUACUCAAGCCAAUAGAGCUUUGGACUGGUAAACAGUUGUUUAGUGUAUUGUUGCGCCCAUAUGCAGAUAUGAGAGUUUAUCUGAAUCUUACUGUUACUGAAAAGAGUUACACAAAGCCAAGUGGCAAAAGAGUCAAACCUUAUGAAACCAUGUGCCCUAAUGAUGGAUAUAUCUAUAUUCAUAAUAGUGAGCUUCUAAGUGGGCAGCUUGGGAAGGCUACUUUAGGGAAUGGCAACAAGGAUGGACUUUACUCUGUUCUUCUUAGGGAUUAUAACUCACAUGCUGCUGCUGCUUGUAUGAAUCGCUUAGCAAAACUAAGUGCUCGAUGGAUAGGAAACCAUGGAUUCUCAAUAGGAAUUGAUGAUGUGCAACCUGGGGAUAAUUUGAAUGACAACACAAAUAGAAUUAUUUCUGAAGGGAAUAAAAAAUGUGAUAAUUUUAUAUUGGAUUUUAAUAAUGGAAAGCUCAAGUUACAACCUGGUUGUAAUGCUGCUCAGACCCUUGAAGCUGAGAUCACAGGUGUAUUAAAUAAGAUCAGAGAUGAAACUGGAAAGGUCUGUAUGGAAAAACUACAUUGGAGAAACAGCCCUUUAAUUAUGUCUCAAUGUGGGUCCAAAGGUUCUCCAAUCAACAUAAGUCAAAUGAUUGCAUGUGUUGGUCAACAAUCAGUUGGAGGUCAACGAGCUCCAAAUGGAUUCAUAGACAGAAGUCUUCCCCAUUUUCAAAGAAUGUCAAAAACCCCUGCUGCAAAAGGGUUUGUAGCAAAUUCUUUUUACAGUGGUUUGACAGCUACCGAGUUUUUCUUCCACACCAUGGGAGGACGAGAAGGGCUUGUGGACACAGCGGUGAAAACAGCUGACACGGGUUACAUGUCUAGAAAACUUAUCAAAGGAUUGGAAGAUUUAUCAGUUUACUAUGAUAACACAGUGAGAGAUUCAAGUGCAUGUAUUGUUCAAUUCACAUAUGGUGGUGAUGGAAGAGAUCCUUCUCAAAUGGAAGGAAAAUCAGGGUUUCCUCUUAAUUUCUCAAGGUUAUUGGAUAAAGCCAAGAAUACAUGUCCUUCUGGGGAACAUAAAGGCAUGUCUCCUACAGAGAUUCGUGAAGUGGUUGAAGAACGUCUUUCAAUGCAUGAUAUGACUCCAGAAGGAGGCUGCUCUGAAGACUUUCGGAAGAAAUUAAAACAAUUUCUUGAAAAUAUUGCAACAACAUUGGAUUUCACAAUGAAAGCAAUCAUGCCACGUGGACAACUUAAUCAUGAUGAAUCAUUAGUUUUUGAAAAUGUUGCUCAAAGUGUAUCUGGCAUCACCCCUCAACAGCUUCAGGUGUUCAUGGAAACUUGCAUCUCACGUUAUCAUCAUAAAAAAAUUGAUGCUGGGACAAAUAUUGGUGCAAUUGGUGCUCAAAGUAUUGGAGAACCAGGGACACAAAUGACAUUAAAAACUUUCCAUUUUGCUGGAGUUGCUAGCAUGAAUGUCACUCUCGGGGUUCCUCGUAUAAAGGAAAUCUUAAAUGCAGCCAAGAAAAUCAGCACACCUGUCAUUACUGCAAAGCUUAGAACUAAUGACAACGUGUCAUUUGCACGACUGGUGAAAGGGAAAAUGGAGAGAACUCUCUUGGGACAGGUUGCAAAGAGUAUAAAGCUUGUAUUGGGAUUAAGAUCCGCAUCUAUUGUGGUUUCUCUUGACAAGAAAACAAUCGAAGCGCUACAACUCAAUAUAAAUGCUUACACUGUUCAAGAUUCGAUUCUAAAGACUCCUAAAAUCAAACUCAAGGAAAAUCAUAUCAGGAUCUUGGAUGAUUAUAAACUUGAAAUUAAUCCUCCAUAUGAUAGGAGCAAGUAUUAUUUUGAUCUUCAUUGGUACAGAAACAGGCUUCCAUCAGUCGUUGUCAAGGGAAUUGGUACAAUCGAACGAGCUGUGAUAAACAAGAAAAAGGAGCAGGAAAAGUUCAAUUUGCUUGUCGAAGGGACGGGGCUCCAAGCGGUGAUGGGAAUGGAAGGAAUAAACGGACACGAGACAACAAGUAAUCACAUUCUGGAAGUACAAAACACACUCGGGAUCGAAGCUGCAAGAAGGUCGAUUAUAAAAGAAAUCCAAUACACAAUGGAGAGUCAUGGAAUGAGUAUCGAUAUCCGACAUAUGAUGCUUUUAGCGGAUGUGAUGACAUAUAAGGGUGAAGUUUUGGGGAUUACGAGGUUUGGGAUUCAGAAGAUGAAGGAGAGCGUGCUGAUGCUGGCGUCGUUUGAAAAGACAUCGGAUCAUCUUUUUAAUGCAGCGGUUAAUGGGAGAGUGGAUAAGAUUGAAGGCGUCAGUGAAUGUAUUAUUAUGGGGAUUCCAAUGCUUACUGGAACAGGAAUGAUUAAAGUUAAACAAAGAGUUCCACAAGUCGAGUUGUGCAAGGGGACGGAGUUGAUUUUAGCUUGAUUUUGGCGGAAACAAUUUUGAUGAAACGGAUGUAUGCAUCCGAAGUUUUUUUUUAUUUUUUAUUUUUUAUUUUUUUUGGGAGGUUUAAUAAUAAGAUUUUUGUUUUUUACUUUAUGUAAGUUAAU
Molecule: messenger RNA, 4528 nt
Organism: Lactuca saligna
Lineage: Eukaryota; Viridiplantae; Streptophyta; Magnoliopsida; Asterales; Asteraceae
Source: the annotation of a GenBank genome assembly